UAGACAUUGAAUAUUAAACCGACGCUACUUCAAAUGGUGGGGUACAUAAGCUGGUGGUGUUAUAACUGAGUGUAUAACUUAAACUCCAUCGGUCAUCAGUCUGAACUCUAAAUAUGCCGUCGUCUGAAAAUAACUAUCCAGGAGCUGCUAGUCUAAUUCAGGAUAUUGGAAGUUCGUUGUGAUUGGUGGCCCAACGAUCUUUUGUAGAAAAAAUGGCGAUUAUUGUACGAGGAGGUCGUAUGUUUAUUGGAUUUCUUCGAAUAAUUGACCAGUUCGGCAAUGUCGUCCUUCAUAAUGCUGUGGAACGUAUACAUGUGGCGAAAAAAUUCUGUGACGUUCCCCAGGGAAUACUUUUAAUUAGAGGUGAAAAUAUUACAAUUAUCGGGGAACUGAAUCCGGAAAUAAACAUCGACGAGAGGCUAGAAAGAGUUUCAGAAGAAGAGAUUUAUAAGCUCCAGCAAGAACAGACAGCCUCGCGCAAAGAACUAGCCAAGAAGCGAGCUGAACUAUUCGCGAUACGUGGAUUAGGUUUUCCAGACUUCUUAGAUAUAAUUGACGACACAUAGUCGUUGCACAUUUUCUACCAUGCUCAUUAAGUUGUCGCAAGUUGCAUAGUUUGUGUCAGUAAUUGAUAAUAAAACAUUGCUUAAAUCAAUUAUACAUAUGCUUAUGAAUAAUAUCCAUGUUUAUGCAGAAAUUUGUUAUACGAAAAAAAUAUCUUUCAAAUAAAUUAGUACAGUAGUUUUUGUGACAAA
Molecule: messenger RNA, 755 nt
Organism: Schistosoma mattheei
Lineage: Eukaryota; Metazoa; Platyhelminthes; Trematoda; Strigeidida; Schistosomatidae
Source: the annotation of a GenBank genome assembly